Messenger RNA from Capsella rubella, 1039 nucleotides. RefSeq names its product mitochondrial inner membrane protein OXA1-like. The record is from RefSeq and is a predicted model, not a curated record. NCBI's taxonomy places the organism in Eukaryota, Viridiplantae, Streptophyta, Magnoliopsida, Brassicales, Brassicaceae.
UCUGCUAGAUCUGCUUUUAUUCUACUUGAUAAGCUUGAUCUGCUCUGCCCGAUACGCUCUCUCCAUUCGAAGUCAUAAUCUGCAUGAUCUGCAUGAUGUGCAAUGCUUGAUCUGCGUUUACCAUUCGAAGCCUAGACAAGUAGUGAACAAAAGUGGCGGAAAGCAGAGUACGUUGGGAUUACGAAUUUCAUGAAAAAUCAUAUCAUUUGCGUGCUUUUUCUGCUUCAAAUGGGGAAACCAAUGUAUCUCUUUAUCUUGUGGAUAUUUAGGGUUACUGUUUCUUCUAAUUUGGGGGAAAGUUGUCUAUUUGUCUAGAAUUUGUGUAAGAAUCAGCGCUCGCAAUCCCAACUCCCAAGUUGCGAUUUUUCCUUGUUCUUGAGCUCAGUGUUACUUCUUUGCUCAAAAUUUCACCUCUACAUGAUGGCUUGUCUUCGUGGCUUCUCAAGGAGAAGUCUUUACCCAAAAUGGUUCUGCUGAAAGACCUCAAGCCAUGUUCUUCUUCAUCAACAUCAUAACAAAGAUUAUACUGAAUCCAGUUUCCUUGAUUCAAGUCUUAUGGUUCGAGACUUUCAUAGGCAAUUUUUCUUUGAAGAUAGAAGGAAAUUUUCUUUUGUUCAACCAGUGGGUUCUUCUAGGGCAUUGCUAUGUAGGAACAUGUCUUCUAUACCAGACGAUUUGGGUUCAAAGAUUGAUGCAUUUGGAAAUAUUGUUGAGGAACUUGUCUCUGAGAGGUCUGUUGACUCAAUGGCUACUAUGGAUCAGUGUAAUGCAGCAAUUGAAUUAUUCUUUCCCUGGGACUUGGUGCAUUAUGUGAUUAAUGGAAUCCAUGAGCUCACUGGUUUUAAUUGGUGGAUAUCAAUUGUUCCUACCGCUUCUCUCGCUAAUGUACUGAUGUUACCAAUCUCUAUGUGGGUUGCGAGACAUGCUUGGGAACUACGAAUUUUGUCUAAUAAUAUUCAGAAAGUGAAGAGAAUUCAAAAGGUCGAUAAUCGUGAAACUCUAGCUAAUACACAAAAUGGGAAGCUGAGUUGACGAAAAG